AGAGUGUAUGAAGGAAGUGCAGCCAGCAGACGGAUGAACACUUUCACACAGUAAGGACACACCGGUGCUUCUGCAUAGACUCUGAUCAGCCGAGCGAGGAUGAAGAUGAGGCUGGUUCAAGCUCUUCUCUUGAUGGUAGUGAUUUUAGCACUGGUGAAUGUAGCAUCAACUGCGACAAGUUGGACGACACCAGGACCUCAUGGAUUAAAUUUAAAUGGGAAGAUGUUCACCUUGUCUCUUAAUAGAGGAGGAAUUUCAUUCUUUCCACCCUCUUGGCCUUCCACUCCUUCCUCCACCACCAGUCCCUACUACAGCACCACCAAGCGUUCCUACAGCACCACCAAGCAUCCGUACACCACCACCAGGCAUCACCACCCCACCACCAAGCGUUCCUACAGCACCACCAAGCGUUCCUACAGCACCACCAAGCAUCCGUACACCACCACCAGGCAUCACCACCCCACCACCAGGCAUCACCACCCCACCACCAAGCGUUCCUACAGCACCACCAAGCAUCCGUACACCACCACCAGGCAUCACCACCCCACCACCAAGCGUUCCUACAGCACCACCAAGCAUCCGUACACCACCACCAGGCAUCACCACACCACCCCCAAGCGUCCCCACACCACCACCACGCGUCCCCACACCACCACCACGCGUCCCCACACCACCACCAGGCAUCACCACCCCACCACCAAGCGUUCCUACAGCACCACCAAGCAUCCGUACACCACCACCACGCGUCCCAACACCACCACCACGCGUCCCCACACCACCACCACGCGUCCCAACACCACCACCACGCGUCCCCACACCACCACCACGCGUCCCCACACCACCACCACAGCACCUUCUGUUAGAGGUGUGUCGGUGUGUCUGCGUUACCUCACCAACACUGUAGAAAAUAGACUCUUCACAGUCAGUCCAUCCAGGAUGCCGCUGCAGGUGACCGUCAAUCAACUUGGUUAUUAUACACUAAGGUUUAACUCAUACGGUUACAACACACUGUACAUGAAACCUAGCAUAAGAUUCUGGUCAAACAUUGGACCGGACAUCUGGAGCAGAGUCUGUUUCACCUUGGACUCCAUGAAGAACGUGGCCCAGGCGUUUAGCGGCUCCAACAUCAGCAUCAGGAUGUUGUUACCUUAUCAGUAUGUCUGGUCAGGUGAGCCUGUGAUUGAAUUUCCAGGUUUUGACGGUCAGUUGACAGACGUCCAGAUGUGGGAUUAUCCUCUCAGCUAUAGAGAAGUCUUCAAGUACAUGAACAACGGUGUCUACGGGCCGCACCACGGCUCUGUCCUCACCUGGUCCUCCAUCAACUACACUCCCAGUGGAAACACGCUGUUGGAGGACGUCUAUGAGUGGGAGGCGAAACAGCAGAUCAGCGGCAGGAGGAGAGGCCGUCGACCAAAGGGAGGGAGGAAGAACAGAAAGUUUGUUAAUGUGGUGGAAAGAGAAGAGGGAAUAAGAGAUCUGCUUUAAUGAAACAUACAGAAUGUGUGUGAAAAGCUGUAUGAUCUUCAGCUGUGAUUUCUUCCACAAGAACGAUCAUUUGAGCAUUUAUCCAAUCAAUAAUUAAUCAUUAAUGAAACUGAAACAUUGCUGAUCUGAUAAACGUGUGUGAUUAUAUUUCCUUUGUUUCCUAAAGUUUAGGCCAAAACCCCCAAUGUGCCAACAACAUUUUGUGUCAUUCUAACGUGUGUUAAGCUUUUACUAACUGAAGAUGGAUAUCACACUCUUUAGGGGUAGAAAUAAUAUAUCACCUAGCUAAUUUGACUGAUUUUGGCUUUACUGUUCAGAUUGUAGCACGGCAACCUUCAGUACUGCAGAUGGUCCUGAAACUCCUUUGUGGUGCAUACCUUUUGAGAAAGGUGGCUGGGGCUAUGAAUCAAGUUUACUAUGAUUAUGAUAUAUAAGAAUAAGAAGAAGAAAAAGAAGAAUAUUUUUGAGCUUCUAUGUCUAGAGCCUACAACAGCCAAAGAGUGAUCAUGUAGACAGAGGACCCACUCUCUUUGUCCUCUCCUGUCCUGUACCACUUACACACCAGCCUCUGGAUGAUUGAUACAUUAACCUUUAUAAAUUUAACAAAAGUCAACAUGGUUGUUGUGGCUUUUUAUAAAUCAUGUUGAGCUGCAUAUAUCAGAAAAUUAGCUAGUGCCAUGAAUAAAGUUUAUUAGCAUUA
This is a messenger RNA of Acanthopagrus latus (yellowfin seabream), 2185 nucleotides long. RefSeq names its product mucin-5AC-like. The record is from RefSeq and is a predicted model, not a curated record. The coding region runs from base 100 to 1485 and encodes 461 amino acids. NCBI's taxonomy places the organism in Eukaryota, Metazoa, Chordata, Actinopteri, Spariformes, Sparidae. The transcript has 5 exons.